UGUUCGGACUAUUCAGUCGUUUCGAAAUGGCAGUUCUGAUCGUGUUGUUGGUCGGUGCUCUCACGUUCGCUGCGUGGUUUGUGCAUCAGCACUUUAACUACUGGAAGAGUCGCGGCAUUCCUCAUGAUGCCCCCAAAAUUCCAUUCGGCAAUACUAGCGAGCUGAUGAAAACUAUGCAACUAUCGGAUAUUUUCAAGCGAACCUACUUCAAUUAUAAAAACAAGACCGAUGGACCAUUUGUGGGAUUCUAUAUGUAUUUUAAAACGAUGGUAAUUGUCACCGAUGUUGAUUUCGCCAAGACUGUGUUGAUCCGCGAGUUUGACAAGUUCCACGAUCGCGGUGUAUUCCACAACGAGCGAGAUGACCCACUGACCGCUAACCUGGUGAACACCGAGGGUCAAAAGUGGAAAACCCUGCGCCAGAAACUGACCCCCACAUUUACCUCUGGCAAAAUGAAGACCAUGUUCCCCACCAUUUUGGACGUGGGUGAUGAUCUCAUCAAGGUAUUUGAACAAAAAUCUACAGUGAGUAAGGACUCCUUGGAGAUCACAGACAUAUUGGCCCGUUUCACUGCCGAUGUCAUCGGAAGCUGUGCCUUCGGCUUGGAUUGCCACAGCUUGUCGGAUCCCAAGGCUGAGUUUGUUAAAAUGGGAACUGCUGCCAUUACCGAACGACGUUAUGGAAAGUCGAUGGAUCUAUUUUUAUUCGGAGCCCCAGGAUUGGCGGCCAAGCUGCGCAUGAAGCAGACUGUCCAGAAAGUCGAGGACUUUUACAUGAACAUCAUCAAGGAUACUGUGGACUACCGUGUGAAGAACAAGGUUAAACGAAAUGACUUUAUGGACAUGCUGAUUGAUUUGAAAGUAAAAUACGAUGAUGGCGACAAGCAAAAUGGCCUGACCUUUAACGAAAUCGCUGCCCAGGCUUUUAUAUUUUUCCUGGCGGGUUUUGAAACUAGUUCUACAACCAUGGGCUUCGCUCUGUAUGAGUUGGCGUGCAAUCAGGAUGUUCAGGAUAAACUAAGGACAGAAGUGGAUAGCGUUUUGGGGAAACAUAAUGGAAAUCUUGACUAUGACAGCAUGCGAGAGAUGACCUAUUUGGAGAAGGUCAUUGACGAGACCAUGAGAAAACGUCCCGUAGUGGGCCACUUAAUCCGCAUUGCAACUCAACAGUAUGAACACAGCAAUCCAAAGUACAACAUUGAAGAAGGCACUGGAGUGAUUGUGCCCUCCUUGGCCAUCCACCAUGAUCCCGAGUUCUACCCCGAACCAGAAAAGUUCAUCCCAGAGCGGUUCGAUGAGGAUCAGGCUAAACAGCGUCCCGCUUGCACCUUCCUGCCCUUUGGAGAGGGUCCCCGGAACUGCAUUGGUCUCCGCUUUGGACGCAUGCAGGUCGUCGUGGGAAUGGCCCUGCUCAUCCACAACUUCAAGUUCGAGUUGCAUCCUACCAAGACUGUCGUACCCCUAGAAUACAGGACUGAUAAUAUUCUGUUGAGUUCGAAGGGCGGAAUUCAUUUAAAAGUCAGUAGGAUUGAAAAGAAAUAAAGAUAGCAAAACACAAUAAUGAUUUGAUUAAGAGCUCUGCGACAACGACGCAGUUAGCUCAAUAAAAGUAUUAGCUACUGAUAAUAUUCA
Drosophila subpulchrella is the source of this 1631-nucleotide messenger RNA. RefSeq names its product probable cytochrome P450 6a20 (gene Cyp6a20). The coding region runs from base 27 to 1541 and encodes 504 amino acids. NCBI's taxonomy places the organism in Eukaryota, Metazoa, Arthropoda, Insecta, Diptera, Drosophilidae. The transcript has 2 exons. Gene Ontology annotation, molecular function: iron ion binding; oxidoreductase activity, acting on paired donors, with incorporation or reduction of molecular oxygen; monooxygenase activity. The record is from RefSeq and is a predicted model, not a curated record.